Molecule: messenger RNA, 1447 nt
Organism: Morus notabilis
Lineage: Eukaryota; Viridiplantae; Streptophyta; Magnoliopsida; Rosales; Moraceae
Exons: 8
Coding region: 87-995 (302 amino acids)
Source: RefSeq, a predicted model, not a curated record
UCACGUUAUCUCCCGCUCUGGAUUGUCUGGUAUAGUUAGGUGAAAAUGAUCUCUUUGUUCUUCUGAGUCUCAAAAAACUCCACUCCAUGAUUCCUCUGCAAAUCCAUCAACCACACCACCACCAAAUCCAUUUUUUCUCCUCUUCCCGAAUUACACCUCUCCCUUUCUUUCUCUCUCCGGUCCGCCGCACAACCGGGUUCCCCGCCGAACCGAACCGGCUCCGCCCUUCGCUUCCCCAAAUCCCAUGGUCUUCUUCCAGACCCAUUUUCAGACUUGCUAGGGUUUCGGAAAUUGAGCCCUCCAUUUUUUGCAAUGGAGGAGGAGGAGAAGAAGGAGGAGGAGAGGACGAGUCUUCGGAGGACUUGUCGCCGAAAGGCGCGGUGUAUCGGAAGACGCUGGCGUUGGUGGAGUGCUCCAUGUCCGCUGCCCUCACUGGAUUGGUGUAUUUCUUGAGCAAUUCUCUCGCGAUUGAGAAUUAUUUUGGCUGUUUCUUCUCACUGCCAAUAGUGAUCUCCUCAAUGAGAUGGGGGAUUCCGGCCGGAAGAAAAACUAUGGUAGCCACAACUAUGCUAUUACUUGUCUUGUCUGGUCCAGUAAAAGCAUUAACAUAUCUGCUAAAGCAUGGUUUAGUUGGUUUCACCAUGGGCGCUUUGUGGAGGUCGGGAGCAAAUUGGGAGCUCUCAAUUUUCUUGUGCACAAUUGUUCGAGCGUUGGGUGCUGUAGGGUAUGUCUUGAUAUCUUCAUUCCUGAUAAGAGAAAACAUACUUGCUUUGAUCACAAUAAACAUACAUGCUUCUUUAACAUUCUUGUUCACCGCAUCCGGAGUUUACAUAAUUCCGUCAAUGGAAGUGAUUUAUACCAUCUUCGGUGUUCUGGUUUUACUAAAUUGUGGAUCCUUCGUCUUCUUGUUGCAUCUAUUGUAUUCUGUGUUCCUUACAAGGCUUGGGAUGAGGGCUUCGUUGAGAAUGCCAAAGUGGCUGGAGAAGGCUAUAUAGUAGCAGCUUAGAACAAGAAGCUAGUAAAUUAUUUGUAUUGUAAGCCUGCAAAGAAGCACAUUAUUCUUUCGGGAUGAAGCCGUCUUUGAUCACAUUCAUCCUCAAUCAUAUUCCGAUUCUGUGAGAUUCCUGUUCUUUAUCAAUGUCCAUUGUUAAUUCGCAUCUUCAAAUCUUCAAAGUACGAGAAGAACAAAGAUGCCUAUCAGCCUAUCAGGUAUUUAUGCUUCCCAAGUUCAGUGUGGAAAGGAACUGAGGCUGCCUGUAGAAAAAGUAUCUUGUUAACUUUCAGCUUUCUUUCUUCUACUUCCAUCCUUUUCUUUCUUUUUCUUUUUCUUUUUUUUUUUUUUUUUAAGCUUCGGGGGUUUAACACUUCGUACUCAUUUAUCUUGUUUGGGGUCAAAGCAUCUUGUUGUGAGAUCACUUUUGUACAAUUAUAUUUCAAGGAAAAAUAA